AUGAUGCGUCGUGUUUGUCAGAGGGUAAACCGACAAGCUCUAACGUCUACCGUUGUGGCUCGCUGUACCGCGACUACCGCUUCGGUGUCUCUAAGAGGAAUUUGCCCGCCCGUUUCAACCGAUGGUAACCGAAAUGCCGGUAUUGGACCAAUGCAAGGCUCAGUACGUUUCUGCUCCACACAGGCGGGCGAGAAGGUGCCCGAAGCAGCUGACAAUGCCGAUGAAGAUAUUGUUAUUGACCCUGUACCUGAUCUAAAGGGCAAUGCAGGGGAAAGUGCCGAUGAAGGCAGCGCCGGUGGGGUAAAGGCAAACGAGGACAGCGAGAAAGUUGUUGGCAGUGCGGAAGAGAUGGGCUUCAAAACAGAAACCCGUCAGCUUCUGGACAUUGUUGCUUGCAGUUUGUACACGGAGAAGGAGGUGUUCAUACGUGAACUCGUAUCGAAUGCAAGCGAUGCUCUGGAGAAGCGCCACCUGAUGGAGUUGAGCAAACCGGAAGAGUACCCACGCGAGGAAGGUGAUGAGGCUCCCAUUAUUUCCAUCACAUGCAAUCAAAGCAAGAGCCGAUUCGUCAUACGUGACACUGGCAUUGGUAUGACUCGGGAGGAACUAGCGGAGAACCUUGGUACCAUUGCUGGCUCGGGCUCAAAGGCAUUUGUUCGUGAGUUGCAGAGUCAAGGCGAGAGCAGCAGUGGUGCGGCCGAAAAGAUCAUUGGUCAGUUUGGCGUUGGUUUCUACGCUGCCUUCAUGGUGGCUCGAAAUGUCAAGGUGUACAGCCGGAGCGUGAAGAAGGGGAGUAAGGGUUACGUGUGGGAGUCAGAUGGUACAGGAACAUUUAAGAUUGCGGAGUGCGAGGGUGUUGACAAGGGCACGAAAAUUGUCCUCGAUGUGAAGGACACGGAGCUCUCCUUUUGCACACCGCAGGUGUGUGAGCGCGUGUUGAAACGGUACAGUAACUUUGUCUCCUACGAAAUUACACUCAACGGUGGAAAGGUGAACACAGUGGAGGCACUGUGGAUGAAGGAUAAGAACUCCGUCACAAAUGAGGAGCACAUUGAUUUCUACAAAUUCAUCUCCGGUGCGUACGAUAGUCCGAUGUUCCGCCUGCAUUACGCCGUGGACGCUCCACUUUCUAUUCGUGCUCUUUUGUACGUGCCUCAGUCUCACACGGAGAAGUACGGUGGUGGCCGUAUGGAAAGUGGUGUCAAUCUCUACUGCCGCCGAGUACUCAUCCAAUCGAAGGCGAAGGGAAUUCUGCCCGAGUGGCUCCGCUUCAUCAAGGGUGCGGUUGACACAGAGUCUAUUCCGCUCAACGUAUCACGUGAACAUACCCAGGAUGGUAGCAUGAUGCGCCGGCUCUCAACGGUGCUGACCAAGCGCGUUAUCCGUUGGAUGGAGGAGGAGGCGAAGCAAGACAGGCAAAAGUACGAACGUUUUAUAAAGGAGUACGGUCCUUUCCUGAAGGAGGGAGUUUGUACCGACCAGGUUCACAAGAUGGAGCUGGCGAAGCUUUUGAGGUUUGAAACAACCAAGUCAGACAUCGACUACCCCUACGUGUCACUUGACGAAUACCGCGACCGCAUGGUGGCAAACCAAACUCACAUUUAUUACAUCAACGCUCCUUCAAAGGAGAUGGCGCUCGAAUCUCCCUACUACGAACAGUACAAGGAGCACGACCUCGAGGUGCUCGUCUGCACAGAACCUAUUGAUGACUUUGUUAUGCAGCACCUUGACACGUAUGCGAAGCAUAAACUGCAAAACAUUGAACUGUUUGACGCUUCACUUGACGGUAGCGUCCAAAACAAGCUUAAACUCGAGGGCGAUAAAGGGGAGGUGAAGGUUGAGAAACAACUCACUGAGGCGCAGGUGAAAGCUCUCAGUGACUUUAUUUCCAAGCGUCUUGUGGGACGCGUUGGCGUCGUCAAAUCCACCACACGCCUGCGCGAUAGUCCUGCUGUUAUUGCUGACCAUGAAUCAGCUCAGAUGCGCAAGAUUUACCGUAUCACUGGCCAGAUGGCUGGUGCCCCACCCAAGUAUAACAUGCAUUUCAACCCAAAGCACACCAUCGUGCGUAAGUUGUAUACCCUUUCCAUUUCACCCAAUUCAGAAGAGGUUGAAACUGCCGGGCUCCUGGUUGAGCAGAUGUUUGACAACGCCGUUAUCGCUGCCGGCUUGCUGGAAGAUCCGCGUUCCAUCGUUUCGCGCCUGAACACCAUCAUGACGCGCAUGGUGGAAAAUGUGGAGGAGCCCACUGCCGAUAAGUAG
Molecule: messenger RNA, 2262 nt
Organism: Trypanosoma brucei brucei TREU927
Lineage: Eukaryota; Euglenozoa; Kinetoplastea; Trypanosomatida; Trypanosomatidae
Product: heat shock protein mitochondrial precursor
Exons: 1
Coding region: 1-2262 (753 amino acids)
Biological process (GO): protein folding
Cellular component (GO): mitochondrial inner membrane
Molecular function (GO): protein kinase binding; ATP hydrolysis activity; ATP binding
Source: RefSeq, a predicted model, not a curated record